GUUCCUGCGUAUUCCUCAACUUUCUCCCGUGCGCGCGGGAAACCUGCCUGUUCGACGUCGCUCUCAGAACCAUGUCGAGGAAGUCGGCCGUGAGGAUCGGCACGCACGACGGUACUUUCCAUUGCGAUGAGGUCCUCGCCUGCGCGCUCCUGAAACUGCUGCCGCAGUACAAGGAUGCCUCGAUAGUGAGAUCCCGAAACCAAAAUGUCUUGGAUACCUGUGAUAUCGUGGUGGAUGUUGGCGGAGAAUAUGAUCCCUCAAGGCAUCGAUACGAUCAUCAUAUGAGAGACUUCCAGGAGUCAGUGAGCACUGUUAUGAAAAGACCAGGGUAUGAUUGGACAAUAAAGCUGAGCAGCGCUGGAUUAAUCUACUGUCAUUUUGGUCACGAGAUAUUGAGAAAUGUACUUCCGGAGGUAACGGAAGACAGAGUAAUUGACGACAUCUUUAAGAAGAUCUAUGACACUUUAAUCAAGGAGAUCGAUGGUAUAGAUAAUGGCAUACCGAUGUAUGAUGCGGAACCAUUGUAUCGAAUAGUUACCGAUUUAAGCGCGCGCGUGAGCAGACUGAAUCCUCAAUGGAACAGCCAGGAUGUGAACAUCGAAAAACAAUUUGAGAAAGCCAUGGCUUUGACUUUGGAAGAAUUUUUGGAAUUUGUACAGUAUGCGAAAAACGUUUGGUUACCAGCAAGAGAUGUUGUGCGACACGCUCUGGAGAGUCGAUUUGAAGUUGAUCCGAGCGGAGAAAUAAUAGUGUUGUCACAAGCGGUGCCAUGGAAGGAACAUCUGUUUCAACUGGAGAAGGAAAUGAAUGUGUCGCCGUUAAUAAAAUACGCUAUUUUCGAGUCCGACACUUACCGGGUUCAGUGUAUGCCAGUAGCGCUGGGAAGUUUUGUGUGCAGGAUGUUUUUGCCGAAAGCGUGGGGCGGUUUGCGUACCGAUGCCCUCGUGGAGGCUUGUGGAAUUGAAGGCGCUGUAUUUGUGCAUUCUGUUCUGUUCAUCGGCGGUCACAAAACCAAGGACGGCGCAAUAGCGAUGGCGCAGAAAGCGCUCGAGAUCGGAAAAGCUAUACAAUGUGGAGAAUGACGAUAUCUCUAGACCAUCAAUUUUUUUAGAAUUUUUAUCGAACAUUUGUUAAAAACAGUUUGAGGUAAGGAGAUUCUCCAACUUAGAAAGAUAGAGGAGGGUGACUUUAAUAAAAAAAACCGUUUGCAAUGGAUGUAAGUAGUGCAGUGAAGAAUUAAAAAUCUUUCGUUCUUUAAAAUUUAUAUUUGUGCUUUUAAUCUUUUAUAGUCAACUGAUUCAUAUUUUGUCUUGAUAUAAUUAAGAUCUUUGAGUAUUAGCGAAAACAAAAUUAGGAAAAGUUAAACUGUUUCUGAGAAACCUCUUGCAUAUAAACGGACAAAAUUUGAAAGGCCAACGAAUGACUAGAUAAAUAUUGUAAAGUUAUGAAGAAAUUUGCUACCUUGCACUACUUAAUAAUGAACAAUUUGAAUUAUACAUGCUUUUACUAAUGUUGCUACUUCCACGUUUUCACCAGUGUAUCGUCAUAUUUAAAGAGAAUUGUAUAAUUCAUGAAAAUUUCAGACUCUUACAUGAAAAUGAUAUGGUGAAACUUCAUUUUUUAAUUCCAAAAUGUUCUUUAAACUUUAUUUCUUCAUAUAAAUAUAGUUUUACAAAAUUUUUAAAAUUUGUUUGCGAUUAAAAUGUUUAAAACUCUUUCAUAAGACUGAAUUUUAGAAAAUUAUUUAAAGAAAAUUCAAAGAUGUUGAAAAUAUUUAGGAAUGCCUACAAAUUUAACAUACAAUAAACUUAGUCUCAAAAUUUGAUCAAGUUCUUAAAGAAGAGAAGGGGGUGGUAGAAUAUCAUUUUGUUUUUUUUUAAAUAACUCAAUAAUUAUUAACGCAAUAUAAUUCUUAUGAACAUCAUUUUAUUAGCCAUAGAGUUUUAUUAGUCACCCUAUAAAUAAAAGUUUAUCGAAUAUAUGGAAUUUACAAUUUACUGGAAAGGGAAAGGAUGCGUGAGAUAGGAGAGAGGUUGCAUACUAGCAACUAAUGUCAUAAAAGACAUUUUUAAUUAUAAAAAAUCACAAAUGAUCUUUCAUAGAUUUUAUACGAAUAAAUGUCACAAAACAAGGUUAUAUAAAGAGUAUACAUUUAUAAAAAUUUCUACUGCUUGCAAAACUCAAAUUCAAUUUUUAUAAAAAUGCAGUAAUGACUAGUAACAAUCCUAUAAUAUCUAAAUAGACUAUAACGAAGUAAUUUUAAUGGUUGCUCUUAAAAUUCAAUGCGAAUUAUACGACAUCAUGGUAUCUCAUCACCUCACAUCUAUCUCACGACCUAUCCCACUUCUCUCUAUAUUAUAUCAAAAGACUGGAGAAUCUCCUUAAGCGCAACCCAUUGUACAUUUCGCUCCGUUCAUUAAAUCGCACAUAAGACAA
Solenopsis invicta (red fire ant) is the source of this 2436-nucleotide messenger RNA. RefSeq names its product MYG1 exonuclease. Bases 72 to 1082 code for a protein of 336 amino acids. Gene Ontology annotation, cellular component: cytoplasm; nucleus. Lineage: Eukaryota; Metazoa; Arthropoda; Insecta; Hymenoptera; Formicidae. The transcript has 5 exons. The record is from RefSeq and is a predicted model, not a curated record.